AUAAAAAUGGACACUUUUGGAGAGAGAAAAACUGGCAAAAAGACACAACUUCUCACAAAUUCCAUAUUCCACUUAGGGGUGAAGGACAACAAACAAUAACGACAAAAAGGACCCCCCGCGCAUUGUCGACAACGUAGCCAUGAAGAAGCCCUUUAAAAGACAGAAACUUUUUAUUAAGAUCAAUUUUUUUUUUUGUUUUUUUGUUUUUUUUUUCAGUUUUUUAAGUGAAAGAAAGAAAUAGAGAGAGAAACAGAGGAAGCCCAUGAACCAAUGGACAGCUCUGAUAUUGCACCGAGUGAUUGAAGAAGCUUUCUUUGGAAUUUCCAUGGAUUUCCAGAUGGGUUCUUGAUUAAUUGCAAAACCCAGCCUCUUCCUUUUCAUGGUUGACAAGAUACAUAUGCUUAAAUUUUUUACCCUCUAGAGUCUAGUCAAUUCUGUGAACGAUCCUGAUUCCUUCUUUCCUUGACACCAAUAUCAUCUUCCUUUGUUCCCCAAUACCAAACUUGUUCUGGUUUUGUUACAUGGCCCCAGUGUUUCAAGAUGAAGGGUCAUCAUCUGUGACUUCAUCUCCUCUCCAAUUCUUUUCCAUGAUGUCGCUUUCACCUACCAUAGGUUCACCAUAUCCAUGGCUUAGGGAGCUAAAAUCCGAGGAGAGGGGUUUGUAUUUGAUACACUUGUUGAUAACUUGUGCAAAUCAUGUGGCUGCUGGUAACCUUGAGAAUGCAAAUAUUGCUCUUGAGCAAAUUUCCCACCUAGCCUCCCCUGACGGUGAUACAAUGCAGCGGAUUGCUGCAUAUUUUACUGAGGCUCUUGCCGAUCGUAUCCUCAAAACUUGGCCUGGUCUUCACAAGGCUCUCAAUUCAACGAGAAUGUCAUUGCUUUCAGAAGAAAUUCUUGUUCGGAAAGUGUUUUUUGAGCUCUUUCCAUUCCUGAAGGUGGCUUUUGUGCUCACGAACCAAGCUAUUACUGAAGCCAUGGAAGGGGAAAAGAUGGUCCAUAUAAUAGAUCUUAAUGUAUCUGAACCUGCAAAGUGGAUUGCACUUCUUCAGGUUUUGAGUGCAAGGCCUGAAGGUCCACCCCAUUUGAGAAUUACUGGGGUUCAUCAACAGAGAGAGGUACUAGAUCAAAUGGCUCACAGACUAACAGAAGAAGCAGAAAAGUUGGAUAUCCCAUUUCAGUUUAAUCCCAUAGUCAGCAAAUUAGAAAAUCUUGAUGUUGAACAACUGCGUGUCAAAACUGGUGAGGCUCUAGCUAUCAGCUCUGAUCUUCAAUUGCACUCCCUUUUGGCUUCUGAUGAUGAACUUCUGAGAAAGAAAUCUCCUUUACCAUCGAAGACCAUAAAUGGAACUCACUUAUCUAGGGUCCUUCAAAUGAAUCAAAGCACAUUGGGAGAGCUGCUAGAGAAAGAUUUGGUUAACGGUUAUAGCCCAAGUCCUGACUCAGCCUCAUCAUCGCCCCUAUCUCUAACCACAUCAGUGAAGAUGGAGAGCUUUCUUAAUUCCUUGUGGGGUUUAACACCAAAGAUCAUGGUAAUAACAGAACAAGAUUCUAACCAUAAUGGAUCGUCUCUAAUGGAGAGGCUAUUGGAAGCUCUGUACUCGUAUGCUGCACUGUUUGAUUGUCUGGAAUCUACUAUGACAAGAACAUCGGUGGAAAGAUUAAAGGUGGAGAAGAUGCUUUUUGGGGAGGAAAUAAAGAACAUCAUAGCAUGCGAAGGUGCUGAGAGGAAAGAAAGACAUGAGAAGCUUGACAAGUGGAUUCAAAGGCUUGAUUCGGCUGGAUUUGGAAAUGUACCUCUAAGCUAUUAUGGUAUGCUGCAGGCAAGGAGGUUGUUACAGGGUUACGGUUGUGAUGGGUAUAGGAUCAAGGAAGAGAGUGGUAGCGUGUUGAUUUGCUGGCAAGAUCGGCCCUUAUUUUCAAUAUCAGCGUGGAGGUGUAGGAAGUAAGACAUGAAAUACUGAUUAGUGUUUGACCAUUUUUCUUUUUCCUUGAAGAAUUUAUUCAUGGUUGGUGAAUACUGUUAGGAGUGACAUGAAGGCCCACUUCUUACCAGAAGAAAGAAAAGAAGACAAUGGUGGCUUCCUUCUCCUAGUCCUAUCUAUUAUGCAUUUGUUUAAUUUUUCUCAUCUUAUAUCAACAAUACUGACAUUUUUAUGUGUGUAUGUACAUGUUCAUGCUUUUGAGUUCUUGUGUUUUGAACAUUCCGUAUCUAAUAGAAUGUGAUACUCCACCGUUGGUGUGUGCGCUUAUAAGCUUAUGUUUUCA
This is a messenger RNA of Ziziphus jujuba (common jujube), 2265 nucleotides long. Its product is annotated as scarecrow-like protein 3. NCBI's taxonomy places the organism in Eukaryota, Viridiplantae, Streptophyta, Magnoliopsida, Rosales, Rhamnaceae. Gene Ontology annotation, biological process: regulation of DNA-templated transcription; response to gibberellin. Gene Ontology annotation, cellular component: nucleus. Gene Ontology annotation, molecular function: DNA-binding transcription factor activity; sequence-specific DNA binding. The record is from RefSeq and is a predicted model, not a curated record. The coding region runs from base 522 to 1946 and encodes 474 amino acids. The transcript has 3 exons.